AUGAAAGUGGAAAGCAAUGAUGGAAAGAAGGAUCAACCACGUAGCAGUGAAAGUGGAGAAGAAAAGGGAAAGGAGUUGACAGCGGAAGAGGGGGAGGGGAAGUUAGAGGUAUGCUUAGCUGAAGGGGAGUGGGAGGAGUCAAAGGUGACAGUUGAGGAGGAGUAUAAAGACAAGGAGGGGGUGGUGUGGUUCAGUUCGGUAGUAGAGGCGUAUGAGAGGAAGAAGCAGGAGGAAAGACGAAGGGCUUUUGAAAGAGUUCGCACCCAAGGGCUUAUCAGAGAUUUCCCAAAUUUGAAAGUGGGCGGCCUUUUGCCCGAUCCUCCAGCAAUUAAAGAGACUUCUCCAUAUGUGAAAGAGUGGAACGUGAUCGUGGCGUCAAGAGAGGAGGAAUUGCGAAGAGAGCAGAACGUUACCAGCGUGAGAGUGUUCAUUCUGCUAGGCUUUACAAAGGAGCCUAAACUGGGCUCCCUCUUCUCAGCCAUCUUCUUUCUCCUGUAUGUGUUCACAGUCUUAGGCAAUGGUUGGAUGGUCACUUUGAUCAGAGCUGAACAGCGUCUGCACACCCCUAUGUAUUUUUUCCUCAGUAACCUGUCCCUCUUGGAUCUUUGUUACACUUCAGUGAUUGCACCCAAGGCGCUGGAGGUUCAGCUAAAAUCAGGCAGGGCUCCCAUUUCCCUGCCAGCAUGCGCCACUCAAAUGUUCUGUUUCACCACACUGGUAACUGCUGAGUGCUUCCUCCUGGCGGCCAUGGCAUACGAUCGCUUCCUGGCUAUUUGCCACCCACUGACCUAUGUUUUGUCUAUGACCCGAGGCCGUUGCACCUGCCUUGUGCUGGGGGCUUACUGCUGUGGCCUGGUGGGCUCUAUCAUCCAGACGACUGGUGCUUUCCGACUAUCCUAUUGUGGGCCCAAUCGGAUCAACCACUUCUUUUGUGACAUCCCUGCAGUCUUGACACUCUCAUGCUCAGACACCUGGCUUUCUGAAACCAUCCUGUUUGUUUCCACCAGUGUCAUUGCUGUGGUGACCACAGUAAUCAUCUUCCUCUCCUAUACACGGGUUCUAUGGAAUGUCCUCAGGGGCCAUGCCAGCCAAGGGCGGCGGAAGGCUCUUUCCACUUGCACCUCCCACCUAACUACACUUAGCCUCUUUUAUGGCACUGCCAUCUUCAUGUAUGCCCAGCCGAGGACCAAGGAUGGGUCCCAGGAUCAAGACAAGCUCAUCUCUAUGUUUUACACUCUUGUGAUUCCUAUGCUUAACCCAUUGAUCUAUAGCUUGAGAAACAAAGAUGUGAAGGAAGCCAUGAAACAUCUGAUGAGCAGGAAAAUAGGCCUGUUUGAGAGAUGA
Messenger RNA from Pogona vitticeps (central bearded dragon), 1344 nucleotides. NCBI's taxonomy places the organism in Eukaryota, Metazoa, Chordata, Lepidosauria, Squamata, Agamidae. The record is from RefSeq and is a predicted model, not a curated record.